CCGCUCCCAGCCCGGCCGCAGACAAAGGCCGGCCUCCCGCCAGUCCCGCCGGCUGCCAGCUCCGCGCCGGGCCCGCGCGCGGCAUGGGCGGCUCCGGGGCCCCCGCGGAGCCAUGAGGCGCGGGCUGCGGGCGCAGCGGCGAGCAGCAUGGCCGGGGCCGGGGCCAGGGCCGGCCGGCGCGGCAUCCCCAAACGCAAGCCCAACUUCACGCUGCAGGAGAUCGACAUCCUGAUGAGCGAGGUGCUGCGCUACGAGCAGCUGCUGUUCGGGGCCAGCUCCACCAACGUGAACGCCUACGAGAAGCAGAAGAUCUGGUGGCGCAUCACCAACAAGAUCAACGCGGCGGGCCGCAACCAGCGCGACAUCGGCGAGGUGAAGAACCGCUGGCGUGGCCUGCGCCGCCGGGCCAACGACAAGAUCACCCGGCACCGCCAGGAGCGCCAGGCGCCGCCCGACAUCCGCGGCUACCCCGCGCCCCGCGCCGCCGAGCCCCGCGAGCCCGAGCUCGGCCCGCAAUGGGGCCUGCACGCCGUGUGCCCGCCGGACGCGCCGCCCGGCUCCGGCGAGGUGCCCGCGCCGCAGGGGACAGGUGUGAAGGAGGAGCCAGUAAAGGAGGAGCCAGUGGACGUGAAGCCAGAACCAUUCCAUACGCCUUCCACUGAGGCUAUCCAUCAACAAGUGACGCGGGGAGGAGAGAGGCGGCUCCUCAGGAGUGCUGGCCAUGUGCCGGAUGAUCCAUGUGAAGGCUGGAGCCGGAGCCCGCAGAAUCCCUCGCAAACUGAACUCGCCAUCAGCGAGCUGGGCGGGCAGCAGGAGCCCCUGGGCACGGAUUUCACAAGUAUUAUCUUUGACCAAGAGGCAGAGCACCUGAAUGACUGUAACGCAAGUGAAAGCGUGACCCCUGUAACUGUAGCACUGCAGGAGGGGGGGCUGGAGAGUGGCCAUCUCAGCCCUGUGGAGAAGCGGAUUCUCCAGUCCAAUGAGCAGCUGGUGCAGGAGAUGCGAGCCUUCCGCAGGGAGUACACGGAAAGCCGCAGGGAAACUGCCUCUAUCCUACGCAUCAUCGCCAAGGCCCUCAGCAGUGUGAGCAGCAGCCUCUGUGAGAUCCGCGAUCUCUACCUCCGACAGCAAGUGACCCCCAAGCAGUGAGGGGCCACUAGGCCAGAUCAUAGAUACAAGUAUUGACUAGCAUUGGGGUGAGACCCAAACCCUGUGGGACCCCACUAAUUGCUGAUUCCCCAUUAACAAUCACUGGAUUGUGAGAUUUCAGAAGCCUCCUACUGCAAGACAAACCCAAGAAAGAAACCAACAGGACUCUACUGGCCAUCACAUACAGUCCCCAGCUAAAACCCCUCCAACGCAUCAUCAGGGAUCUACAACCCAUCCUGAACAAUGAUCCCACACUUUCACAGGCCUUGGGUGGCAGGCCAGUCCUCGCCCACAGGCAACCUGCCAACCUGAAACAUAUUC
Messenger RNA from Gopherus flavomarginatus (Mexican gopher tortoise), 1470 nucleotides. Its product is annotated as myb-related transcription factor, partner of profilin-like. Lineage: Eukaryota; Metazoa; Chordata; Testudines; Testudinidae. Gene Ontology annotation, cellular component: nucleus. The record is from RefSeq and is a predicted model, not a curated record. The transcript is spliced from 3 exons. Bases 148 to 1149 code for a protein of 333 amino acids.